UAGUGGUGUGAUGCGUCCAACGUUUGAUGAUCUUAAAAAACCAUUUUAUGAACAUGGCGUUGUUGAACUGGUGGACUUUCUUUGGAAUUUCGAAAAGUAUGGUGAAUCAAAAAAGUGGAACGAUAAG
Messenger RNA from Racocetra fulgida, 127 nucleotides. NCBI's taxonomy places the organism in Eukaryota, Fungi, Glomeromycota, Glomeromycetes, Diversisporales, Gigasporaceae. The record is from the annotation of a GenBank genome assembly.